Messenger RNA from Podarcis raffonei (Aeolian wall lizard), 1280 nucleotides. RefSeq names its product phospholipase A2 inhibitor gamma subunit B-like. The transcript is spliced from 6 exons. The coding region runs from base 59 to 790 and encodes 243 amino acids. Gene Ontology annotation, cellular component: extracellular region. NCBI's taxonomy places the organism in Eukaryota, Metazoa, Chordata, Lepidosauria, Squamata, Lacertidae. The record is from RefSeq and is a predicted model, not a curated record. Gene Ontology annotation, molecular function: phospholipase inhibitor activity.
CAGAAGAGAAGACGCGUUGGACAGCAGCAGUAGCCAUAGCAUACAGCGGGCUGAAAAAAUGGCUUCACAAGGAACCAAGCUUUUUGCACAUACUUCCGCUGCACAUUUCUUCUCACGAACCAUGCCUGCUGCCUUGGGACUUUUUCUCUUCUCUGUGCUUCUAACUCCAGGUGACUCACUGGAGUGUGAAACGUGCACAGCGGCAGGCGCCAGCUGCAAGGGCAGCAUGACAAAGUGUGGCGCUGAUGACGACACCUGUUUUGUCGCUUUUAGUGAAAGCAAAAUAGCUGGAAAAUCAUAUGAGAGGAUCCUGAAAGGCUGUGCACCAGCUCUAGUCUGCAGUUUGGGACCAUUUUAUGUAAAUCUGGGCCAGAUGUUUACCUCCAGAGGAAUGACUAUCUGCUGUGAGGGUGCUGAGUGCUCAUCUGAUUCAGCUCAGUUGCCUCCAAUGAUGAAAAAGGUCAAUGGGAAAACAUGCCCAGCCUGCUAUUCGCUGACUCCUACGUGCCCUGCAAAGGUGACAAAAUGUACAGGAAUAGAGGACCACUGUCUGGAUGCUAGCAUCAAAACUGGAGGGUUUGGAAUCACCAUGAAAGGUUGCACUACCAAGACUUACUGCGAUAUUAUACAACUAAAUGCUUUGUCACGAAAUUUUAAGAGUACCUUGAGGGCAGUUACUUCUGCAAUUCUAGAUGGUAAAUGUGAGCCAGCCAGUAAGGCACCCCCAUCACUGAGAUUUCCUCUUCUGGCCUUGUCAUGGCUUCUGCUGGUGAAGAUCCUCUUGCAAUGAACUCCUUCCGGUGACUCGGCACUGAGGACAACUUUCCUUUCCAUGUCCGUCUCUGCUUUCGGUUUGGUUUUUCUCCAGAGGGAUUUGUAUUCCUACGUAGAUAUCUUACUGACUUACAAAGAGCCGGUUUGUUCUUUUGCAGAAAUGACGAUGAAAUGCUUUCGUGAAGAUCUGUUGGCCAAGCAGCCUGAGCAGAAACGGGGGACCUUUUUCAACCUGUGGAACGCAUUUCAUGGCUGCCAAGAGUUCUCAGAUGAAAAUAGGGACAUCAGGGACAUCCUCCCCUCCGUGCCCCCAUAUACAUACACUGCUGGUGGAAUACGAGAAAAGGGGAGGGCUGGCUGAGCUGCCUCAGCAUUACAGGUUACCGCCCACACACUUCGGCUGCGCUUUUCUGCUUGUGUGGUGGCACCUCGGUAAAACUACUUCUUACUGUUUGUAGCAGAGUUUUCCCCGGAGGCAGAGGACAAGAAAAGGAGUCAUACUCAAA